UAUUCUUACUCCACCUCAUUCCCAAGGAGACCAAUAAAUAUUUCGAAAUCAUAUUGUGUUCGCUUUUAAGGCGGAUUCCAAACACAUACAAAAAUCGUUAAAAUGUUGAAAAUAAUAAUGAUGAAACCAAGAAAAAAUACUAUAAUUUUAUUGAUAGUUUGUAUUGCUAGUUUAAGAUGGGACGAGAUUUAUGCUCAAACAACUUGUAAAAAUGGCUUAGGUCGUGUUCUAUACGAACGUCUACCCAAUCAACAGUUACAAGGCUAUGACGAUGAUGUGGUACGUGAUACAGCUCCACCCUUUCGUGUGCUAGAGAAAUGUCAAGAUCUUUGUUUACGUGAUCGCACCGGCACCAAUAAUUUAGUGCGUACUUGCACUAGUUUUGAUUUUCAGCCAGGCAGUAGGAUAACGGCAUUUGGCGGCAACAUGGAAUACGAAGAGUCGUUGUGCUAUUUGACAUCUGAGCAGGCGGGACCUGAAGGUAUUGGCAGUUUAAUGUUGGUGCCGAACAGUGUACAUUUCAAUGAGAUUUGUUUGACAUCUAGCCGACCGGAAAGAGAGUGUCCUAGUCGCAGUUAUGUCUUUGAAAGACAUCCACGAAAGAAACUUAAGUUGCCCAUAUCGGAUAUUAAAGAGAUUACCGCCGCCAAUCGUUCAGAUUGUGAAGAUAAAUGCCUCAAUGAAUUCUCGUUUGUAUGCCGUUCCGCUAAUUUUGAUUCCACGAUGCGCUCCUGCACCCUAAGCAGAUUUACACGUCGCACACAUCCCGAACUCUUAGAGGAUGAUCCCAAUUCAGAUUAUUUAGAAAAUACUUGUCUCAAUGCUGAACGUCGUUGUGAUGGUUUGGCUGUGUUUGUCAAAGAGGAGAACAAACGUUUAGGCGGACCAUUUGAGGUGGACAUAUUUAAUAAUAUGACUUUGGAAGAAUGCCAGACAAUGUGUUUGCGUGCUGAGAAAUACUUCUGUCGUUCGGUGGAAUUUGAUGACCAAACUAAACAGUGUAUUUUAUCUGAGGAGGAUUCAAUUUCACAAAAAGAUGACAUUAGUAUAAGUUCAAGUCCAACACAUCAUUUUUAUGAUCUUGUCUGCUUGGAUAACCAACGUGCAACAGAUUAUCCGGAUAACUCAGUGACAUCUCAUCUGUUCUCUAGCGGUAGACGGCCAGAUACAGCAUUUCAACGUUACCGCAAUUCCCGUUUGGGCGGAGAAUUUCAUUCCGAGAUAACAGGACGAUCAUUAAGCGAAUGUCUGGAUGAGUGUCUAAGACAAACCAGUUUUCAAUGCAGAUCAGCAGUGUAUAGUGAUCGUUUUCGUACAUGUCGUUUGAGUCGUUACAAUCAAAAAGAUGGCAUGCGUAUAAUUUAUGAUGCAGAUUAUGAUUAUUAUGAAAAUUUAAUGCUUAAUGUGGUGGGAGCAAGCAAUGAUAAUGAUGGUCAUGGUGCUAGUGGCAGCACGGGGGGUAAUGCUGCUGGAGGUUCAAGUAAUGGCCACCGACCUUCCGAUCGUCCUGGUAAUAACUGGAAUAAUAAUCCCAAUAAAAAUGAAGAUCGCUAUGGUGGCAAUCGCUAUGGCCCAGGUGGCAGCAGAGUACCCAGUGAAACACCCAGCACUUCGGAUGGCUAUGGUCGUCCGCCUUAUGAUCGUUAUCCAGACUCGGGCUCUAAUGAUUAUGAUCGUUAUCCGGGAGCUGGAGGUGGUGUGCCCAGACCUGGCUUAGGGGAUCGUUAUCCUGGUGGUGAUUAUAAUGAUGAUCGUGAUCGUAAUCGAGAUAGGGAUAGAGAUCGUUAUCCUCCUAGUGGAGGAUUAUAUGAAGAUGAGCGUUAUCCUUUGGAUAGAGAUCCCAAUCGCUUUCCUGGUGAUCGUGACAGGGAUCGUGACCGCGAUCGUUUCCCACUGGGGGAUCGUGGACGUUAUCCAGCUGAUAGAGAUCGAUAUAUGCCUGUAGGUGAUAGAGAUCGUUAUCCUGCAGCUGUAGAUAGAGAUCGUUAUCCUGGAGCUGUAGACAGAGACCGUCCAACCUAUGACGAUCGCUAUCCCGAUCGCAUGCCAGGACGUUAUCCUUACGAUGAUGUUAUGCCACCAAAAGAUCGUUAUGCUGACCGUUAUCCCGAAAGCAAUUAUAAUGAACGAUAUCCUAGUGAUGGUCGUUAUCCGCCACGUGAUCGUUAUCCUUUGUAUCGUCCGACAUCUGGUCGUUAUCCUCCCGUUAAAGAUAAUACCUUGCCUAUGGAUUUACCACACACUAGACCCUAUCCACCCGAUGAUGAUGUUCCCUAUCGUCCUUAUUUGCCUGGUAGCCGUUAUCCGGAUGAUCGCUAUGGUGGUCGUUAUCCCUCUCGCUAUCCACCUAUGCGGGAUUCCUUAGGCGGCGGCUCACCGGGUCGUGAUGCUCCCGAAGGUUUUCCUGAUAGAAGAUUUAGACCUUCUUCAUAUGAAUCACGCUAUCCUUUAGCGCCUGAAGGUCCUAGAGGACCCGCUCCACCUGGACGUUACGGUCCAGAUGGACGCUAUCCGCCCGAAGAAAUCAUACAUAAUGCCAGACGACCCGAACCAGAUUCGGCCAAACGUUAUCCACCUCCACCAAUAGUGGAACCAGCUGGCAAAUAUCCUCCUACUUCGCCCAAUCGUUUACCGGUAGGUACAGACCGUUAUCCCGUUGAUAUAUACAAAUAUGGAAACCGGUUUGGUGGCCCUAGUGCCGGAGAUGUAAGACCAGGAUACAAACGACCACCUCCUCCUCCUCCAUACUAUGACAUGGACUAUGAGGAACGUUAUGGCGAUCGUUAUGCUCCCUAUGAUCGUGAAUAUGAAAGACCCUUAAACCGUAGACCUGUCGUAAAUCCGGGAGGAAGCGGAGGUUAUGCGGGCUAUGACAGUCCCUUCAAACGUCCCUACUAUGGUGGUGGUGCUGGUGGAGGUGCUGUCAGUUCGGGAACCUUAACACCCUUGCCAAAUGAUCAUCCCAUACCAGGAGCUUUACCGCCACCACAUCCUCAUCCGAUAUCACCUUAUGGAGCCUCUGGGCCUGUAGGUAUUCCGCGACCACCCAUUACACGUUGCGAGGAGAGUGAUAACUUUAAGCAGGUAGCAGCACGCCACAAAAUGAGAAGACAUUUUAUAAGAAGAUCACUGGUGGUGCCCUCGCUAAUACAAUGCGAACGAGAGUGUGUAGAAUCAAGGGAUUUUGUGUGUAGAAGUUUUAAUUAUAGGGAUUCUGUGGCCUCCAAUUAUGAUGAUCGUGAUGUACCCAAUUGUGAGCUAAGUGAUCGUGAUUCUCGUGAACUAGAUGUUCAUGAUCCCAGCUUAUUUGAUGCCGCCAAUUAUGAUUUUUAUGAGCGCAGUAUGGGACGUAGUGAUGGUGAAUGUAUGGAUGUUACACAAACUUGCAAUGAGGAGGGCAUGGAAUUUACUAUAAGAACUCCAGAUAGUUUUAUGGGUCGUAUAUAUACCUAUGGCUACUAUGAUCGCUGUUUCUUCCGUGGCAAUGGCGGCACUGUAAAUGUCUUGCGCAUCAGUGGUCCUCAAGGUUAUCCCGAUUGUGGUACCCAAAGAUAUGGUGACACUCUAACCAACAUUGUGGUGGUACAAUUCUCGGACAAUGUACAAACUAGCCGUGAUAAACGCUAUAAUUUAACUUGUGUUUUCCGUGGACCUGGUGAAGCUGUUGUUACUUCUGGUUACAUUGGAGCUGGUCUUUCUGAUUCCGAUAGAUCGGGCAGUCCCAUACCCAUUGAAUAUUUGCCAGCCGAAAAUACUUUAAGCUCUAAGGUGCGCCUAAGUAUUUUGUAUCAAGGACGACCCACUACCACCAUAGCUGUAGGAGAUCCUUUGACAUUCCGUUUGGAGGCUUUAGAUGGCUAUAAUCAUGCUACGGAUAUAUUUGCCACAAAUGUGGUGGCCAGAGAUCCUUAUUCGGGCAGAAGCAUACAACUUAUAGAUCGUUUUGGUUGCCCGGUGGAUCCUUAUGUCUUCCCGGAAUUGGAUAAACUGCGUGAUGGCGAUACUUUAGAGGCCCGCUUUAAUGCCUUUAAAAUUCCCGAAUCAAAUUUCUUGGUAUUUGAAGCUACUGUACGCACUUGUCGUGAGGGUUGUCAGCCGGCUUAUUGCCCCGGACCAGCUGGUAGACAGGAACCUUCAUUUGGUCGCCGUAGAAGAGCUUUAAAUGAAACCGAGCUUUUAGAACAAGAGCAAGUGGAAGAAGAUGAAAAUGAAAAUGUUGAUUCAUUGGAACCAGUGGCUGAACGUUUAAUCGAUGAAAUGUCCGAAUUGAAUACAACAACUGUAACAGCUACUUUGGGAGAAAGUAACACAAACAACUCCACCGAAAACGAACCCGAAGAACCUGAGCAAGUUAGAGAAAUGAUAGAGGUCUUUGAAAGCCGCGAAGAAAUCGAAAAGGAAUCCUAUCCCCGCAAACUGGUGGCUCCCGUGGAAACCGUAUGCCUUACACCCUCAGAAUAUCACGGCCUUAUAACAGCCAUUAUUUUAUUAAUGAUUUUACUGCUAAGCAUUACCUUGGUUUCCGGUUUGGCCUACAGACGUUAUUGGAAAACUAUGUCCAAAAAUCGUUUAGCGGAUCGUCAUUCACCCAUACAUUCGUUGGGCCACUCCUCAUCGAUGCGCACUCAUGAGCGCUUUAGCGAAAUCGGUCAUAUGCCCAAUGGUUCGGGCAGUUCGAAUGCCACCACUACGUCUUCAUCGAAUCGUGCAGCAAAUGCCUUCCGUUCAAAUGUUUCCAUGUUUGGUGGGAGUCUUCAUAAGACAUUUGCUACUGGAAAUUUAGCACGAAUGUGCCAAUUGCCAGUAAUGAAUCCCAUGCGAAAUCAAACAAACGGACCCAAUCAAUUUGAAGAUCCCAGUGAACCCAUUUACACAGAUCCCUCUCUAUUCGAACGUUCCAGAUCUCUACGCAGUCUCAAUAUAGAGGGUGGCGAAGCAGGAGAGAACGAUCAACACGAUCGCCGUAAUGAUGUCUAA
Calliphora vicina (urban bluebottle blowfly) is the source of this 4977-nucleotide messenger RNA. It is a transcript of the gene nompA, whose product is annotated as no mechanoreceptor potential A. Lineage: Eukaryota; Metazoa; Arthropoda; Insecta; Diptera; Calliphoridae. The transcript has 21 exons. The record is from RefSeq and is a predicted model, not a curated record. The coding region runs from base 103 to 4977 and encodes 1624 amino acids.